AUGUCUGAACCACCACCAAUUCCAGACCUCGAGCAUUCUGGAGACACACCGCCAUUCUCAGAAGAUGACCAGACUCAACCGACGGAAGAGAUACUAAACGCGCUUCGUCAAAUCAACCCGCAGCAACAACCAACUCCCACUCCGCAGUCAGAAUGGGACCAAUUGCGCGCACAGUUGCGUGAGAAGCCGUACGACGCGGAUGCGUGGCUGAGGUUAGUCGACCUCGCUGAAGACUCGCAAGAUAUCGAGAAAAUCAAGGCAACAUACGACGCUCUCUUGGAAGCGUACCCAAAUACUUCAUCAGCCCAGAUCGCGUACAUUAGCCACUUCUUGGAAGACCCGGAGACGUUCACUUUUGCCGAGACGCUGUUCAAGAGAUACCUGAGGGCCUCGUCUGCUGUUGAUUUGUGGAAGUUCUAUCUCACCUACGUCAGCAGGCGAGUGAACACUGGACCAAAUGCACGCGAGGUCAUCCGGAAAUCCUACGAGUAUGCACUCAACCACGUUGGACAAGACAAGGACAGCAGUGACAUUUGGAUGGAUUACAUCCAGUUCCUCAAGGCUGGCGAGGCAAGUAGUUUCAUAUCGUGUCUCACUACCACCACAUGGGAAGAACAGCAGCAGAUGGAUUUGGUCCGCAAAACAUACCAAAAGGCAGUGAAGAUUCCGAUGGACAAUCUGAAGAAGUUUUGGGAGGACUAUCAGGACUUCGAAAAUAGUCUGAAUAAGAUCACUGCAAAGAAGUUUAUAUCUGACCACCAAGAGGACCAUAUGCAAGCCCGUACCGUCCUCAAUCAGUUGCAAGAGCACCUCACUGUCCUCUUUCCGCCGCCUCCACCUUCCAGGACUGGGAGGCCGCCCAUCUGGCUUCCGCGUCAGCCCACGUUCAGCGCGGGGGACAAGGCGCUAGUAGGGCGUUGGAGAAUGUAUCUCAAGUGGGAGGAGGGCAACCCACUCGUGAUUGACGAGAAGGAGAAAGCCACGUUUGUCCAGCGAAUGCAGGGUGUGUACCGCAAAGCUGUUGUCCGGAUGAGAUUCUUCUCCGAGAUUUGGUACAUGGCGUACGCAUGGAACCACGCUAAUGGUAAACAGGAAGAUGCUCUGACGAUCCUCAAGGGGGGCAUCGAUGCCAACCCAUCAAGUUUCGUGCUUAACUUCGCGUAUGCUGAGGCACAGGAGUUGAAUCAAAACUUUGCCGAAGUGCAUGCCACAUUUGACAAAUUCGUCGACGUCUUGCGGCGUGACCUGGAGGAAAUUGAGGCGCGUGUCUCGUCCGCAAACUCGUCUUUUUCGUCGAACACAUCCGGUGCUACUGAGGCAGCGAACCCGACCGAAGCCGCGCUCGCGUUCGGCCUCCCGACUCCUGGCACACAGUCGCAAAGCUCCUCAUUCAAUACGCAGGUAUCGGACGAGAAGCUUCCAAAGUCGAAAGAAUUGGCAGAACGACGCACAGAGUACGGUAUUGCGUGGAUCGUAUACAUGAGGUUUGCUCGGAGGGCGGAAGGCCUAAAGACUUCGCGAGCAGUUUUCGGCAGAGCGAGACGAGAACGUUGGACGCCAUGGGAGGUCUACGAGGCGGCAGCCUUAAUGGAGUACCACUGCACCAAAGCACUGGACGUUGCCAGCCGGAUCUUCGAAAAAGGCAUGGAGCUAUUUAGCGAGGAGGUCGAGUUCGUCCUCAGAUACCUCGGCUUUCUGAUUUCCGUGAACGACGAGAAUAAUGCCCGUGCGUUGUUCGAGCGCGUUAUUGGUACUUUCCCCCCUGAACGUGCGCGUCCCUUGUGGGAGCGAUGGGCGCGCUAUGAAUACCAGUUUGGCGAUUUGUCUGCGGCGCAGAAGCUGGAGAAGCGGAUGACCGAGGUCUACCCACAAGAUCCGCCAAUCAAACGCUUCGCAGAACGCCACAAAUACCUGGGCACGGAUGCAAUUGCGGCGAGGGACCUUGGCUUCACGCUGUCACGCCAAGGCAGCACUCAGGGCCGCACGAAUGGAACUUCUGCUUUAGCGCGCACGGACACGCAGAUGUCAUUGCUCUCUUCGCAGCCUUCCAGCCAGCCGCAAGCAGUGCCGGGUUCUUCCAAAAGGCCAUCGUCCCCGGACCAUAGGAGACGCGAGGAUAGCCGUGCGCCCGACUAUGGGCCACCUGCAAAACGCCAGCGAGGGUCUCCGCCACCUCGCGAUAGAGACCGCGAGAGGUGGGACGGGCCACCCCGAAGACGUCACGGCAGCCCACCGCAUUGGGGCGAGAGAGAACGCGACAGGGACGGCCCCUCAUCGCGGAGAUUCAAACAAGAGGAUAGGGAGGACGAGAAGCCUGUCGUACUUCCCCCGGUCCUGUCAUGGUUCGUCGGAAUGCUGCCGGCUCCUGCCGCGUUUGAUGGCCCUAUCUUCAGGACGGACGAUUUAAUGCAAGUCUUCAGGAAUGCUGUGAUUCCAUCCAGCACGAGCGCAGUGAGGCCGCGUUCUCCGCCGCCAGCUCCGCCGCGCGUAGGGGGAAGGCCACCUCCUGAUUAUGGUCCGUAUCAAGGACCUGGACGUCGUGGACGAUAUUAA
Messenger RNA from Postia placenta MAD-698-R-SB12, 2553 nucleotides. RefSeq lists its product as hypothetical. The coding region runs from base 1 to 2553 and encodes 850 amino acids. Gene Ontology annotation, biological process: mRNA 3'-end processing. The transcript is spliced from 13 exons. Gene Ontology annotation, molecular function: mRNA binding; protein binding. Gene Ontology annotation, cellular component: nucleus. Lineage: Eukaryota; Fungi; Basidiomycota; Agaricomycetes; Polyporales; Adustoporiaceae. The record is from RefSeq and is a predicted model, not a curated record.